CAAACAAAACAACUUUUUUGCUCACGCGUGCAACAAAACAAAAUCAUAAAGCUCACAUUUGUCGGCAUCUCAAUGUCGAGAAAGUUUGAAAUAGUUUUCGAAAUAUGAAAAGGGGUUGACAAAUUAGUCGCGUAUACUCCACUUGGAAAAGGAAAUAGAGGGUGAUUUUUGCGUGGUUGGCCAGUUCCACAUUCACCAAGAAUGUCGUUUCAUAACGUCGACGUGAAUUCAGAGUUCUUUACGCCACAAGAGUUCGCUGUCGAGAUACUGGAAAUUGCGAAACACCAAGAUGUGAUCCCCUGUUGUCUCAACUUUAGUGCCAAGCAGUUCUUGGCGUUUAUGCUCUUCAAGGAAUAUUACUUCCUCCAAAACGGAAUCUCAGUAUUGAUUCAGGAGCCUAUUCCAUAUGAUGACGAUAUUAAUCUGGUAGAGUUGCUGAAAGGGCAGGACAACAGGAUUUGUGGGUCAAUAAGAAAACUCUCGGGCCCUCCACAAUGUCAUGUACCACUAGAAACCUUGUCCAAUAUUCAGACAAUACGAUUACCAGAGUGGCCGGACGAGAGCGACGCAAAAUACGACAAUUUUGUAAAGAAGGAGGCAGAACUACUGGACAAUCUUUGUGUUCCAUGUACCAUUUUUUGCAGCAAGAAAAAGUUCCUAAAGUUGACGACGUGUGAAAAAACUGGUACCAGGCGAAUACCACUUGAAAAGCUAUCCCUCGUCAUUUGCGAUAAUGUUCAUGAAGCUUUGAGGAAUGAUGACACCAAAUCCCAACUAUUAGACAUCUUCUCUCUCAUCAGAUCCUGUAACACUGAGAGGUCUAAAUUGGAAAAUUCUGCACCACCCAUUCGUAUGAUUUUUCUCACAGUAUCACUGCUGCAUUUUUAUGGGAAUGAAUGCGAUGGUUUUUGGAAAAUGAAGGAAACUUUCAAAAGAUUAGAAAGGCUUUGCGGUGCAAAAGUGGACACUUCCAGUGACGUCGUUGCCUUAUUGAGAUAUUCAUCCACUGUGACGGAACGAAUUAUUCCUAUGAACCCAAUUUUUCUUGAAGAAACCGCAGUCAAAUUGAGCAGUGAACUUCGACGGACUUUGUGUGGCUUGAAAACUUUUCUGGAAAAUCACGUCUUUGAUCCAGUUGCUGCCUUCGGUUUCGACCCCAACGCCCCACGCACAAUAAUAAUAGAAGAGGAGGGAGCUGAACCUGAAGACGAAACUGAUUCUAUCGCAGAGGAACUCAAGAAAAUUGGUCACCCAAAUGCGGAACCUUUAAAUAUCAUUCGUCAAUUCGAGUCCAUUUUGCAAAACUUUGGUCCUUGGUGUGCAGAACGGUCACUAAUUUUAUUAUUGCAGUUGGUGGAUCGCUUAAAGGUCCGUACCCCAUACGAGAGACACUACUUGUUAUUAGGAGCAUUACAAACUCGACUAAUUGUCCUUCAAUCAGCAUUUUACAAGGCGUUUAAGAAUCUCGACCCACUCCAAGUUCUUGAAACUUUUUCCACUCCGAAAUUACGUUCAAUGUUAGACAUUCUCAGAAGAUUUGAUUUGACUUCUCCAAUCGAGUGCUACAAGCCAAGACGUCCUGUUAUCAUUGAUGAUGAGGACGAAGACAAGAAUGAUGCAGAACAAGACAGUGGCAUUGCUAACUGCAAAACUCCUGCUCCUACCAAGACCUGCCGAGAACGACGGCGGAAGAACGUUCGCUGGGAAACAUCCCGGAAAGGUCGAAAAGGACAAAAUAAAAAUAAACGAAAAACGUCAGACUCUGAUCCAGUAGCAGAAGACGGAGGAGAGCCGACAACUACAGUAGUUGAUACUGAAGAAGUACCAAAUGCAGAAAUUGAUCAUAGUGUUGUCCAGGACGUAGAAGUUGAGCAAAUUGUAGCAGAGUCAGCAGUUCUACCAGCAGAAAGUAAAGAAAAUGGCAUUGCCAGUGAAAUUGCGCAAGAUGAUGACUCAGUAGCUAUCCAGGAAAUUCCGGACGAUGCAGAUAAGGUCGAUAUAGAACAAAUCAAACAACGAAAAGGCAAACGCUUCCCACGGAAAGGAAAACAAUCUCGCUUGUUGGACCCACCUUUAUGUGGCAUAGUUUUUGUGGACAACCGGUUUGAUGCGCGAAUUCUGUUUCACUACUUGAAGGAAGCUGCCAGAUUAGACUCAAAGUUAAUCGGUUUGAAUCCCACAUUGGCUAUUUGUUCAAAUCCCGAAUUUGGCAAAGAUUCUCGAGAAGCUGAAAUGGAGCACAAGAAACGAGAAGAUAAUCUCAGAAAAUUUCGAUACCGCGAAGCAAAUUUACUAAUCGGAACCUCAAUCGUUGAAGAUGGUAUCGAGUUGCCGAAAGCCAAUUUAGUCGUUAGAUUUGAUGCUCCAAAGUCAUUCCGUUCCUACUUGUUUUCUAAGGGAAGGGCUCAAGGACGAGAUGCAGAAUUUUUUAUAUUUGCUGACGAGAAGUAUCUUUCAUUUUGCCUGCGACAAUUGGCUACUUACCGACUUGUUCAAGAAAUACUUUUAGCAAAUUGUGUGAUACCACGAACCAAUUCUUCCGCCGAUGUUUGUCUGGAUAAAGCUUUGGAAGACAGCUUCCCGAGAUUCAAGUCUGCAACUCUAUCCACUUCGAUAGCGAUCGUGAAUCGAUACUGUGCAAGACUUCCAAGUGACACAUUCACCCGAUUGGUCCCACUUUGGGCUGUCAGUCCAGUGGUGAAGGAGGACGAGGCGAAGAAAGCACCAACGCUGAUUACUGGAGAAAAUGAAUCUCGUUUGUAUACCUGCACUAUACGAUUACCCAUCAAUUCACCUGUUAAAUGGCCAAUUACUGGUGUUCCGAUGAAGACAACAAAUCUCGCGAAGCAGGCUGUAGCUCUACAAACCGUUAUAGUAUUGUACACGAAUGGGGAAUUGGAUGACAACCUCGCCCCAAUUGGAAAGGAAGGAGUUGUUCCAGAGGCUGAUCUGUGCAUCGUUGACGACACAGAAGAAGAAGAAGAGCAUGGCGAAUUCAGACCAGGCAGCACGAAACGGCGACAGUAUUAUGACAAGAGACUUGCUGAUGAGCUUGUUUAUUGCCUUCCAAAGCCUGACAAACCUGUUUUCUUAUAUUGGAUUCAGAUGAUACUAACAUGUCCCCUUCCUGAUGAGCAGAAUACACGGGGACGAAAGUUACACCCACCGGAAUUGUGUAUUCAGUCAUUUGGGAUACUUUUAGCAAAGGAAAUUGAAUUACUUCCUGCAUUCCCAAUUUAUACUCGUUGUGGCGAGGUUCAAGUGCAGUUGGUUCGUGUUCCAAAUGUGAAUGCUUCUCAAUUUACUGCUGAUAAUUUGGAGAAGAUUUCAACUUUUCACCAUUAUACAUUCACUUCAGUUCUCCGACUCGAUAAAUAUCUUACAUUGUUUGAUCCUGGACUGUCUGAAAACUGCUAUUAUGUUGUCCCUUUGCGAGCAAUCGACUUUGAUCGACAUCCAGAAGGAAUUGUUGACCUCUCCACUAGAGUUGUUGAUAUUGACUGGAAAUUUUUGGACACAAUUUGGGAAAGCAGGAUUUGUGCAGGACCUGUUCCAAAAAGUGACGAGGAUAGAAAGGAUUAUACCUUCCGGAAGGAAGAUUAUGAGGAUGCGGUAGUUAUGCCUUGGUAUCGAAGCAAUGAUGCACCUCAAUACUUUUACGUUGCCGAAAUUUGCAAGAGUUUGACCCCAAAGUCACAAUUUCCAGGAUGCGAGUUUAAAACAUUUCAUGAAUAUUAUCAGAAAAAGUACAACAUUGGUAUUCAAUGUGUCGAUCAGCCACUGCUUGAUGUAGACCAUACCUCUGCCCGUCUUAAUUUUCUGACUCCGCGCUACGUCAACCGGAAAGGAAUGGCUUUACCAACAAGUAGCGAAAGUACAAAAAAAGCUAAACGAGAGAAUCUUGAACAAAAACAGAUUUUGGUUCCAGAACUGUGCUCUAUUCAUCCAUUUAAUGCAUCAUUGUGGAGACAGGCCGUAUGCUUACCAUGUAUUUUAUACAGGCUGAACUGUCUACUUAUAGCCAACAACAUUCGUUUAACUGUUGCAACUCAAAUAUCUGGUUUGGGCCAGAUAACCUUACAAAAGGGUUUCAAGUGGGAGGGUUUGUCAUUUGGUUGGAGCUUAAGUGAUGUUCUGGCUAACUUAUCACAAACUGGAAACAAAAGUGAGUUACUCGAUGGUGAUUCUAGUAGAGAUGUGACUAAAGAAGAAGAGAUUGUUGAAGAGGUCUUCGUGGACAAGCUUCCUGAAGAAGAGCCAAAAAAGAAAGAAAGAGUAAAGUCAAAAUCUGCUAAAAAGAUUGAGAAGGAAGCUGAAGAAGAGCUCACUGGAUUUGCAAAGGCUGCAAAAGAGGCAACUUUAAGCGGGGUCUCACUUGCCGAAGCACUGCUUCUGAAUGAAAACCUCUUGGGGAAAUCUGCUAAUGAAAUUCUGAGUGAGGAAAUGAAAAAAUGUAAGCCCCCUGCGCUAGAAAUCGGAAUGUGGUCGAAUGAUAUGGCAGUUGAUGUAGAACCACCUGAAGCUGAAUUUGAAGAAGAAGACGAGCUUUUAGAUCCCACUGUCGCAUUCCCUUCCAAUUUAAUGAUGUUGGAUAAAAACUGGUCGUGGGGCGGACGUUCUAGAUUGUUUAAUCAUCGAGUUCAUCGAGCACUGUAUGGUAGUCCCACUCACUGGGGUGAAGUAUGGGAUCGAGAUGCUUUUAUACCCAUUGAAGACCUUGACGACCCUUCUUCUGGAAACACUGCUGGUGAUAAUGAUGGAGCAUCUGUGACUUCAGACAUGAGUGGAUCAGAUGGUUCUUUCUUGGACGAGGAUAAUACCUUGAAAAUUCAGUUUCACAGUGGAAAUACGGCUGAAGCCCUCGACAAGCGUAAAUUUGGAUUUGAACCUCGACAGGAAGAUAUGUGGACGGCAAAUGAGGACUUGUGGUGGACAAUGGAUGACGUUGAAGAAAUGAAUGAUGGGGAAGAGGAUAUUGGCGAUCAGCAAAUUGUUACAGAAGAAUUACUCCGUAUAGAAUUUGAAAAUGAAGUUAACAAUCGGAUCCCUGAAGUGAAGGAAAUUUUACCAUGGGAUCAGUUGACUAGGCUCCCAAUGAGAUCUCGAAACGAAUUGGCUCCAACGCCGACACAAACCGAUGUAGUGGACAGUGUCUAUGAAUCUCUUGUUCAGCAAAUGACGCCGCUCACUCCACCAGAACCAACUGUCUCAGAACCAUCGCAUAUUAAGGAAACAUUAAACAAGCACACUGUCCCUGAAGGAUCAUUCAGUUUUGAUUAUCAGCCAAAUUUGGCGAGCCACCACGGUCCCAGUCCAUGUCAGAUUCUUCAAGCCUUAACAAUGUCAAAUGCCAAUGAUGGCCUUAAUCUGGAGCGUUUAGAAACAAUAGGGGACUCAUUUCUUAAAUAUGCAAUAACAUCAUAUUUGUUUUGCACAUAUGAAAAUAUUCACGAAGGAAAGCUAAGUCAUUUGCGUUCCAAGCAGGUGAGCAAUGUCCACUUAUAUCGGCUUGGACGUCGUCGUGGUCUAGGAAAAGUUAUGAUUGCUGCAAAAUUUGAGCCUCAUGAUAAUUGGCUCCCUCCUGGGUAUCACAUUCCUAAAUCUCUUGACAAAGCUCUCAUACUUUCUAAGCUACCACCAAGCCAUGUAUCAAUGGCGCAGGUUGCCGCUCUAAAAAGCAUGUCACCCUCUGAAAUGGAAACAGCUUUGAAGAAUCACAGUGUAAAAUCAGAGUCUGAAUUUGUUCCAUACAACCUUGUAACGCAGCAGUCAAUUCCAGACAAGUCAAUUGCCGAUUGCGUAGAAGCGUUAAUUGGGGCCUAUUUAACAUCAAUGGGUCCCCAAGGAGCUUUGCUCUUCAUGUCGUGGCUAGGAAUGCGAGUUCUUCCAUCAACGACCGUGUCCCAAGAAGAUUUGUGUGCACGACUUGAGAGUGACGCUCAUUCUUCGCAAAAUCCGAUAAUUUAUACAAGAAUUGCAGGAUCUGAAGCCAUUAUAUUCCACAAGCUGACUCCUCCAAAAUCUCCCUUGCUCCGCUACAAUAGUGAAUGUGAACGAACAUUAGAAAUUUUAUUGAAGGGCUACGACAAAUUUGAAGAUGCUAUUGGGUACCAUUUCCGCGACAGAAGUUAUCUUCUCCAAGCAUUCACUCAUGCUUCUUACUCGAGAAAUGCGCUAACUGAUUGUUAUCAGCGUUUAGAAUUUCUUGGGGAUGCCAUCCUGGACUACCUAAUUACUCGUCACUUGUACGAAGAUCCGCGUCAACACUCUCCAGGAUCACUGACUGACUUAAGAUCAGCAUUAGUUAACAACACAAUUUUUGCUUCGCUCGCAGUUAAAAAUAACUUCCACAAGUUCUUUAGACAUGCUUCCCCUGGUCUAGGAAGCGUACUGCAAAAGUUUGUAACGUUUCAGGAGCAACACGGAAACACCUUGACCCAAGAUUAUUAUUUGAUGGACGAAGAAGAAUGUGAAGAAGCUGAAGACAUCGAAGUUCCAAAAGCACUUGGAGAUGUGUUCGAGUCAGUUGCAGGAGCCAUAUUCUUAGAUUCCAACAUGUCUUUGGACGCCGUGUGGAGUGUUUAUUAUCGAAUUAUGAGAAAUGAAAUAGAGGCAUUCAGUAAAAAUGUGCCGAAAUCUCCCAUAAGAGAACUUUUGGAGCUUGAGCCAGAGACUGCCAAAUUCGGGAAACCGGAAAAGCUUUGGGAUGGACGCAGAGUUCGAGUUACAGUCGAAAUUUUUGGGGUUGGGGUUUUUCGUGGCAUUGGACGAAAUUAUAGAAUUGCAAAAUGCACAGCUGCCAAAUGCGCAUUACGACAUGUUCGCAAGAUUCGACGAACUCAGACAAAACGACACUAUUAAAAUUAAUAUCGUUUGGCCAUGGACAAUGUAGGUGAACAUAAUAAAGUAAGCUUAAUAUUUAUAAUUAUGUACUUUCACUUAUUCAUUUGAUAUUAUUGUAUCGUCUGUGAUGUAAUAUGUAAUUAUAUGCAUAGUAGUUGUAAUAGUUUUUAGGCGAGCUAUGAAAUUCUAGCAUAUAUGCAUAUAUACAUAUAUAUAAUUUAGACACUUGAAACAUUUUUACUUAUUGUUGAUAGUUGAAAAUAAAUAAAAACUUGAAUUAAACAUCGA
This is a messenger RNA of Folsomia candida, 7131 nucleotides long. It is a transcript of the gene Dcr-1, whose product is annotated as endoribonuclease Dcr-1. Gene Ontology annotation, biological process: regulation of apoptotic process; apoptotic DNA fragmentation; siRNA processing. The record is from RefSeq and is a predicted model, not a curated record. Gene Ontology annotation, cellular component: nucleus; cytoplasm; RISC complex. Lineage: Eukaryota; Metazoa; Arthropoda; Collembola; Entomobryomorpha; Isotomidae. Gene Ontology annotation, molecular function: RNA binding; ribonuclease III activity; deoxyribonuclease I activity. The transcript is spliced from 26 exons. Bases 202 to 6861 code for a protein of 2219 amino acids.